AUGGAGGUGAGCAAGUGCGAAUACAAAGAAAUAGGGGCACGCUUCAAGAUGGAGGCCAGUUUGACAUAUCAGCUGAUUAUUGUGGCCUGUAUAAACAUAGGCCAAAUUGUUGUCGGCUACAGUGUGGGAUGGUCUGCACCCAUCAUACCAAAACUACAAAACGUGACUGAUAAUCCUUUGGAGGAACCAAUCACGGACCUAGAAGCCUCAUGGGUUGGGUCUUUGCUGUAUAUAGGUGCUAUGGUGGGGCCAUAUGUAACGAGUAUUUUAUCAAAUCUAAUUGGAAGGAAACCAUGUUUGUUUAUCGGUGGACUCCUGAACAUCACAUCUUACAUCCUUGUGAUAACUACCAAGAAUUUAACAAUGGUUUACGCUUUAAGGGUUAUAAGCGGAUUAGGAAUGGGUGUGACAAUCGUUGGAAAUAUUGUAUAUGUUGGGGAGAUCGCGUCUACACACAUAAGAGGGAUUCUUUUGACAUCCACGUCAAUAGUGGGUAUUUCAGGCACGCUUCUGGUUUACUCCGUGGUGCCUUUUAUAUCCUAUGUUUGUACAGGGUAUAUAGCAUUGGGGAUUUCUCUAGUACACCUUAUUGCCAUCUUGUACAUACCUGAAUCACCUGUUUACUUGGCCAUGAAAGGUGACGCUAUUAAAGCAGCGAAGACCCUUAAUCGACUUGGAAGAUCUAACGAUGUAGAUAAAACACUGGACACUUUUUCCCAAUUUAAAGGAUCUGAAACUACAAAAAUUCAAGAUUGGAUUGAAAUAUUUACUAUAAAAUCGAAUAGAAUUUCACUGUUUUUAACAUUCACGUUAGGUGCUUUUCAACAGACAAGCGGAGUAGCUGUCGUGCUAUUUUUUGCCACAACCAUAUUCAAACUUGCUGGUUCGUCGAUAGAACCGCAUAUAGCCACGAUUAUUAUUGGUGUUACCAGAUUAGUAUCGGGUUUAAUUGCACCUACAUUUGUUGAUAGAUCUGGAAGGAAGAUACUGUUAUUGGUGUCGAUGGCUGCGUGUAGUAUAAGUUUGUCGGUUCUUGGGCUGUAUUUCUAUCUGGACAGGGUGGAUAGUCCAGCUCUGACGAAUAUCGGAUGGUUACCAAUGGUCGCACUGAUUGUUUACUUCUUCUGUUAUGAAGCUGGAUUCGGAACAAUCCCCAAUGCGAUAGUUGGCGAAAUGUUCCGACCAAACGUCCGCUCUAACGGUUCAGCUCUCGCCAUCACCUUGACCUGGCUUGUUGGCUUCGCUCUGACCACCAGCUUCAACUCGAUGGUAGAGACCCUGGGCGGUGACGUCACAUUCUGGAUCUUCGGCGGCUGCUGCGUCCUGGCGUUCCUCUUCACUUUCUUCUGUUUGCCGGAAACUAAAGGGAAAACUUUGAAUGAGAUCCAGGAGAUGUUGAGCUAG
This is a messenger RNA of Zerene cesonia (dogface butterfly), 1404 nucleotides long. RefSeq names its product facilitated trehalose transporter Tret1-like. Gene Ontology annotation, cellular component: membrane. The record is from RefSeq and is a predicted model, not a curated record. Bases 1 to 1404 code for a protein of 467 amino acids. NCBI's taxonomy places the organism in Eukaryota, Metazoa, Arthropoda, Insecta, Lepidoptera, Pieridae. The transcript has 8 exons. Gene Ontology annotation, biological process: transmembrane transport. Gene Ontology annotation, molecular function: transmembrane transporter activity.